CACCACCUACCGCCCCGUAGUUCGAUUGAGCCUCGCGUGCUCUCACGCACAUACAGUGCGUGAUGACGUAUAGAGACGGCGCGGGCGCCAUCCCGGAAGCUCGAAACAGGCUGCCAGAUGUGCAGGCCAGCCAGAAGGAGGAGGAAGAGAUGGACCCCCCGGACUCGGCCUCGAGGGUCUUCUGUAGCCGCUUCCUGAGCAUGGUCAACACUGAUGACGUCAACGCCAUCAUCUUGGCCCAGAAGAACAUGCUGGACCGCUUUGAGAAGACCAACGAAAUGCUGCUGAAUUUCAAUAACCUUUCCAGUGCCCGGCUGCAGCAGAUGAGCGAGCGCUUCCUGCAUCACACCCGCACUCUGCUGGACAUGAAGCGAGACUUGGACAGCAUAUUCCGCAGGAUCAGGACACUAAAGGGGAAGCUGGCCAGGCAGCACCCAGAGGCCUUCAGCCAUAUCCCAGAGGCAUCCUUCUUGGAGGAUGAGGACGAAGACCCCAUCCCACCCAGCAUCACCACCACCAUUGCCACUUCAGAGCAGAGCACCGGCUCCUGUGACACCAGCCCUGACACAGUCUCACCAUCCCUCAGCCCUGGCUUCGAAGACCUGUCACACAUGCAGCCCUGCUCCCCCACUGUCAAUGGUCACAGCCAGACAGAAGAUGAGGUGCUGCGGGGAGAGUAGCUUCUUUGUAACCCCAGAAAGGUUCAGGACAACAGUGGCUCUCCCCCAGAGGUCACUGCAUCUCGCUAUCUUCAGCUUUGCUCCUCCCUGAAGGCUGCAGAGCCCCUAGGGGUAUGUGUCUCUGAUUCUGGCCCUUCCUCCCUCUGCAGACCCCCUCACCAGGCCAGGAUACAUUCGUUCUAGUAGAGUUGUGGGGCCAGGCUUUGGUCAGCUGUGAGCAACACUGAAAAGGUUCCCAAAAACAAAAACCAGAUGUUCCCAUGCCCUGGCUAGGCUUCCUCUGGUGGACAAGGCACCAUCAUACCAAGUCUAGCCCCACCCAUCCCAUGGCACUCAUUCUGAUCUCCUUCCCCUUUGCUGAAAAAAAAAAAACAUGGAGUACUUUUUUGGGCUGGGACAUCAAGGAGGUUUCUGGGACAGGAAAUUUUGAGGUAGAAGCUGGCCAGCCUCUUAGCCCCGAGCCUGGCAGGGCCUGUUUUUUUCCAAACAGAGCCAGGGUUCCCAAAGAUUCAGCAGGUAUCUCCUGGAGCCGCUGAGGAACAAGGUGGGCCACUCCAGACAUAGUUGAAGGGAAUAUUUUUGUACCCGAUGUUUACAGAUGGGAAGUUAUCAAUAAAAAGACUCUGUUACAAAAAGGGAA
Jaculus jaculus (lesser Egyptian jerboa) is the source of this 1320-nucleotide messenger RNA. RefSeq names its product KxDL motif containing 1 (gene Kxd1). The record is from RefSeq and is a predicted model, not a curated record. Gene Ontology annotation, biological process: lysosome localization. Bases 63 to 680 code for a protein of 205 amino acids. NCBI's taxonomy places the organism in Eukaryota, Metazoa, Chordata, Mammalia, Rodentia, Dipodidae. Gene Ontology annotation, cellular component: BORC complex. The transcript has 5 exons.